AUCCAGCCGUUAACGGCCGUAAACCCUAACUCCGACUAAAAUUAAUUCUCUACAAGGCAUUUGCUAUUCUUUCCGUCCCCUAAAGAAAAUCCAGCCGGCGAUGGAAUCAUUUGCAGUUGGUGGAAACACUCUUUCUAUUAUACUCUUCUCCGACGUUUCCAAUUCUAAAGAACUACUGGAAUCUAUGCAAGCUGGAACAUUAGAGCCAGAAGUAGCACUACUAAAUGCAUCACUUAUUCCAGACGUAUUUCCCCUUUUGGCAGCUGCACAUAAAACACUUGUGUCGAAGUCACGGGAAUCUCUUACCACACGAACUCUGCAUUCUGAACUUGUGUAUAACUACUCUGGAUCUAAGCAUAUAUCAGAAUCCUUAAAAAGAUGUGGCAUCUCAGACAACUCAAGUUAUGUCCUUGCAGCUCGCUUUGGUGCUUCAACUGAUGAGAUUGCAGCCAUACAGAACCUGAUCAAAGGUACAAAGGCUGAGCUGAAGGAACUAGAGCAAAGAGCAAACCACGCCCAGAUUCAAAAGCACUACAAGAUAUCAAAGUUGGAGCUUGAGAUAUCAUCAUUGUCAGAUGCGAUAACUUGCAGAAUUGCUGCUCGAGAUGCUUUAUGAGCAUAGAUCAUGAUAUGAAUCUCAUCCUUUCAAAUUGCGCUCUUUUGAAUUUUGACACGAUUUUCAUCAAUAGAGAAAUUCUUCCUUGUAUUAGAUUACAGGCAAUUGAUUUGUUCCUUCUCCAAUUUUAAGGUAUCAACUUGGCUACCUUUUUGCCUUAGCUACUCAAGUACACAUGUCACUAACACACACAUGUGUGUGUAUUCCCAAGUACAAUAUUAUACGUAGUAUUAUUACCCCAGUACAAAUAUAGUGUACAAUAUUUCAAAUUUGGUGAGAUACAAGUGUCAAACUAUG
Molecule: messenger RNA, 913 nt
Organism: Cuscuta europaea
Lineage: Eukaryota; Viridiplantae; Streptophyta; Magnoliopsida; Solanales; Convolvulaceae
Source: the annotation of a GenBank genome assembly